AUGAAAUUCCGUGUACCGCCUUGGGAUUACUACGCCAUUGUGGCUGAAAAGCAUGGAUUUAAGGUCGAUGGUAAACAAAUAAAACAGGAUUUUAAAAAAAGUUACACACAACUUAUGAAACACCAUCCCAACUUUGGAAAGCAGAGCAUCAAAUGGCAGAAUUGGUGGGAUGAAAUAAUAAAACAAACAUUUAGAGACAAACUUCCAAUAUCUAGUAUUAAUAAGAUAUCAAAACAGUUGAUAGAAGAUUUUACAUCAACUAAAUGUUUUGUUAAAGCUAAUGGAUGUGAUGAGUUAUUGGAAUUGCUUAGUAAAAAUGGUAUUGCCCUAGGAGUUAUCUCGAAUUAUGACCCUCGCCUUCAUAAGAUAUUAAAUAAUUUGAAUAUAGAUGAUAGCUUUGAAUUUAUUCUUACAUCUUAUGAUAUAGGUUUCAGUAAACCUGACAAACGUCUUUUUAAAAUCGCCCAAGAGCGAAUAAAUGGGAUCACAUGUGGUUCACAAUGUCUCCACAUUGGAGAUGACUUUGUUAAAGAUUAUGAGGGAGCGAUGAAGGCUGGGUGGAAUGCUGUACUUAUAACCGAGGAAACAGAUGCCGAGCAAUCUCAUAUGUGUGUAUAUAAAAGCUUAUUAGACUUACACAAUGCUAUCGAAAGUCACAAGUUGUGUUUUUCUUAA
This is a messenger RNA of Danaus chrysippus (African queen), 675 nucleotides long. Lineage: Eukaryota; Metazoa; Arthropoda; Insecta; Lepidoptera; Nymphalidae. The record is from the annotation of a GenBank genome assembly.